This is a messenger RNA of Erigeron canadensis, 2057 nucleotides long. RefSeq names its product protein phosphatase 2C 16-like. The coding region runs from base 401 to 1861 and encodes 486 amino acids. Gene Ontology annotation, molecular function: cation binding; protein serine/threonine phosphatase activity. Gene Ontology annotation, biological process: protein dephosphorylation. The record is from RefSeq and is a predicted model, not a curated record. Lineage: Eukaryota; Viridiplantae; Streptophyta; Magnoliopsida; Asterales; Asteraceae. The transcript is spliced from 4 exons.
UUAUGAGAAGGAAGCCCAAAUUAAGUUGAAAGGCUGAAAAGUCUUUUUGUAUGAUUCUUUGUGGGUUCUGUUUAUUGAUGUUCAUUUGUGAAAUUAUGAUUUGGGUUUAAAGAAUCUUCAAGUAUUAUUGUAAAAAGUCCUAAUUUCUUGUAUUAUUGUAAUUGUAUUUGAAGGAAUUAUCAGAUCCAGGUGGAUCUGUUGACUAAGUCUUGAUUUCCCAUGUAUACAUAUAUUCGUUAUUAGUAUUUUAUUCAUAAAGUUUCGAUCUUGAUGUGCCAUGAUGGUGAAAUUAGCGAUCAAGAUUAAGAAAUUUGUGUAGAAAUCAAGGGGGUAUGUUGUUGUUGUAAUUAGAAAUCUUUGUAAGUAGGAUUAGAAUAAAAAAAGAGAAAAGGGGUUUUAGAUGGAAGAGAUUCCGCCAACGGUUUCGGUCACUUUUAGUUUAACCAAUCCGAUUUCAGAGAACUCUUCCCUAGGAAAUCAUGUCGAUUUCACUCAAAUGAAGAUAUAUACUGAAACCGCGGUUAUUCAUGGGAAUUGUAAUGGAAUAACCGGAAAUGGAAUUGGAGUUGUUGGUGAUGAUAUUAUAAUCCAAGAAAGUGAUGCUGAUGAAACUAUGUCAGUUGGGGAUGAACCCAUUGAGAUUAGCAGCGAGGUGUUAGCCGUGAAUACAAGUUCGGGUAGUUUAAAAGCAGCAGUGAUGGCUAUUGAGGGUAUAGACAGCGGUCAAAUAGUUGCUAAGGUGAUUAGUUUGGAGGCUACCAUAGAAAGCAGCUCGAAUGAACACACUUUAAAAGCAUCUGUAAUGGCGAUUGCUGACAAGAAUCAUAGUAAAGUAGUAAGGAGUGUUUUCGAGGUAGAAUAUCUGCCACUAUGGGGAUCUCAUUCGGUUUGUGGUAAACGGCCAGAAAUGGAAGAUGCUCUGGUGGCUGUUCCUCACUUCAUGAAAGUCCCGAUUAAAAUGUUUGUUGCAGAUCAUGUAAUUGAUAUGGUGAAUCCAAAUUUGAGUGAUCUAAAUGCUCAUUUUUUUGGUGUCUAUGAUGGGCAUGGAGGAUCUCAGGUUGCCAAUUACUGUCGUGAUCGUGUUCAUACUGCUCUAGUGGAGGAGCUAAAAGUCAUGAAGCAAGAAUUAGUUAAAGGGACUAUCAACGACAGUGUACAAGUUGCGUGGGAGAAAGCCUUCGCUAACUGCUUUCAGAGAGUAGAUGAUGAGGUCAGUGGCACCGUUAGCAGAAGUAUCCCAGAAGUAAAUGGGGACCCAUCGAACAUAAUAACUUCUGAACCAGUUGCCCCAGAAACUGUGGGGUCCACUGCUGUGGUUGCAUUAAUCUGUUCAUCACAUAUUAUAGUUGCGAACUGUGGUGAUUCUCGAGCUGUCCUUUAUCGUGGAAAAGAAGCCAUGGCUUUAUCAAAUGACCAUAAACCAAACAGGGAAGAUGAAUAUGCAAGAAUAGAGGCAGCAGGAGGCAAGGUUAUACAGUGGAAUGGACACCGUGUUUUUGGUGUUCUUGCUAUGUCAAGAUCUAUUGGUGAUAGAUAUUUGAAACCAUGGAUAAUACCUGAACCAGAAGUGACACUCACAGCUCGAGCUCGAGAAGACGAGUGCCUUAUAUUAGCCAGUGACGGGCUAUGGGACGUAAUGUCAAACGAAGAAGCAUGUGAAGUGGCAAGAAAACGGAUCCUAAUAUGGCACAAAAAGAACGGCGGAAACACUAUUGAACGCCAACAAAACGGAGUAGAUCCUGCAGCGCAAGCAGCAGCUGAUUAUCUCUCGAUGUUGGCCCUCCAGAAAGGAAGCAAAGACAACAUAUCAGUAAUUGUGGUGGAUCUUAAAUCUCAAAGAAGGUUCAAAACUAAAUCUUGAGAUGGCUGGUUGGUUGAUCAGUAAUUUUAUGAUGAUAUAGUUUUUAUAGAACAUAAUUGAAUUUUAUCUUUUGUUUCCUCAUUGCUAGUCCAUUCAUUUUUCAAUAUGGGCUUUGAAUGUGUGUAUGAGAAUACUGUUAUUAUAGCUUGUAGAGACUGCUUACUAUCUUACUAAUAUAUACUCUUAUUAUCUUUAA